Molecule: messenger RNA, 510 nt
Organism: Echinops telfairi (small Madagascar hedgehog)
Lineage: Eukaryota; Metazoa; Chordata; Mammalia; Afrosoricida; Tenrecidae
Product: peptidyl-prolyl cis-trans isomerase A-like
Exons: 1
Coding region: 1-510 (169 amino acids)
Biological process (GO): protein peptidyl-prolyl isomerization
Molecular function (GO): peptidyl-prolyl cis-trans isomerase activity
Source: RefSeq, a predicted model, not a curated record
AUGAAGAAUCUUAUAUUUUUUCUCAUACUAAGUAGGUGUCAUCUGGGGUCUAUUUUAUACUUGCUCACUCUCACUGCCAUCGAGCUGUUUGCAGACAAAGUUCCAAAGACAGCAGGAAACUCCCGCGCUCUGAGCACUGGGGAGAAAGGUUUGGGUUAUAAAGGUUCCUGCUGUCACAGAAUUAUCCCAGGGUUUAUGUGCCAGAGGGGUGACCUCACACGCCACAAUGGCACUGGGGGCAAGUCCAUCUCUGGAGAGAAAUCUGAAGAUGAGAACUUCAUCCUGAAGCACACAGGUCCUGGCAUCCUGUCGAUGGCAAAUGCUGGGCCCAAUACGAACGCUUCCCAGUUGUUUAUCUGCCCCACUGAGACUGAAUGGCUGGAUGGCCAGCACGUGGUCUUCGGUCAGGUGAAAGAAGGCAUGGACAUUGUGGAAGCCAUGGAGCGUUUGGGUUCCAGCAAUGGCAAGACCAGUAAGAAGAUCACCCUUGCUGACUGUGGACAGCUCUAA